This is a messenger RNA of Brassicogethes aeneus, 648 nucleotides long. The record is from the annotation of a GenBank genome assembly. Lineage: Eukaryota; Metazoa; Arthropoda; Insecta; Coleoptera; Nitidulidae.
AUGUUAGCAAUUGACAAAGUGCUAAAUUACAUGGACAAAUAUCACAUGGACUUAAAUAUUGACGCCAUUUUUGGACUUACUUUAGCAGAAGGGUUAUACACCAACUGGACUUCCACUGACAUCUUGAAAAACCGCGAGGCAUCUUACAAAGGUGUACCGACUGACGUAUGCUUGGAAGAACUUCUAUCAAACUCCAAAAAGUAUUGUUUUGUAAGCCCCUUAUGUAAACAAAUGAUGUUGGGAAUAAGAAACGAUACAGGAUACCUUUUGACACAUAGAUUACUCUAUAUGCAGUUAUUACAGCUUAUAGACUGCCAAAUCCCGAAUAUUUCUAUUGAAGGUUAUAUUAGAGGCUUCUGCUCACUAAUAUAUAAGGAACUAAAAACCAGUGCUCAUCUAAACUACCCAUAUCAUGACAAGUUUUUGGAACAAAUUUUGCUUUGUGGUCAAGAAGGCUUCGCUGAAAUCCUCAAACCCCAUUGGCUGAGUGAAAUUUUGACAUGGCAGCAACCUCAAGGGUGUUUCAAAAGCAUUACAAGCACUAGAAUGACAAGAAGCAGCAAUGUUAUUGCAUUUGGUUGUAGUGAUCACAGCACAGGCCUUGGUAGUGGUGUUUUGGCACUUUAUUUGAGAUUUUUAUCGGUUUAA